Hyposmocoma kahamanoa is the source of this 2623-nucleotide messenger RNA. RefSeq lists its product as uncharacterized. The record is from RefSeq and is a predicted model, not a curated record. NCBI's taxonomy places the organism in Eukaryota, Metazoa, Arthropoda, Insecta, Lepidoptera, Cosmopterigidae. The transcript has 7 exons. Bases 37 to 2205 code for a protein of 722 amino acids.
AGAGGUGCAAAUGAUGGUGAAAAUGUGUUUACAUCAAUGUCAAAUCCAAACGAAUCUAGUUUGAAUCCACAAAACGGGCCCCGGCCAAGGUGUUUAAACUUUUUAUCAAGCUGUGACUCCGGUCAGUCGAGCAAAUUCAGUGAGAAUAACGCGGAGUGUGUUAAAGCGGGUACUAGUCAAUCAGUGUGUAACAGGUUGAGUUCGUCAGGCAUUGAACAGCUGGAGACACCAAGUGGCAAGACUGACUCGAACAGUUGCGACAAUGGCUUCGAGCUAGAGCCACAAACAUGCCAAAGGCACAAGGUAUGUAUGGACAAGGCAGCACAAAAUGCACCAUCAACAAGUGGCACUAGCAAAUCUAGCGACAGCUGCGAAAAUAACAGCUUUAAAGAAAGUCGAAAACGUCCAUCAAGCUUAAAACUAAACCGACCAAACCUAGAUGAUGAAAGUUCUAGCGAUACAGGGAAUGAUGAUUACUCAUUGGGAUCAGAAGAUGGUUGUAUCUACACCUAUAGGGGUGGAGAACAUUUGGCAGAUUUACCCAGCUCAUUCUUCAGUCUAGACAUGGGUUUGCCACUUGAUAAACAUCUUCCUAUACCGCCAAAUUAUGCAGUGCCACAACAAGGAGCAGGUAACUCUAGAGACCGUGAUUCAAGGGCAUCAAGCCCCGACAUGGACUUUUUAGAAAUGGACUUUGAUCCAGGCCCUUCAUGUGAGGUGGAUACGGGUGAUGAGUCAUCGCCAGAUGUUGAGCUUGAAGCUGCGAGUAGCAUGCCUGAGGAGAAUGAGCCUGUGAUUCGAGGAACAUCUCCAGAAUAUUUGGCAGCGACAAGACCAGUCCCUAUGCCACCAGUUGUAGCUAUAUCUGAAUCUGAGCUAUACCGUGACGUGCCAUCAACUAGUCAAGGAAUUACAGUAGCUCAACGGGAUGUAGAGGAGGUCAGAGCAAGCCAUAGUAAUAUUUAUUACGGACCAUACAUUACCCAUGUGAACGCAAGAGGGGAACAACUAUUGGUGAGGAGGACAAUGUCACAUUGGCCCCAUACUGCACCUGUUAGCCUGCAUGUGUCUAGUGGGGACCUGGUGUCACCUAGGGAAAUGUUAAAUUAUGAUGAAGACCAUGCAGAGAGACCAUUUGCACACCAGAUCAACCAGUCAUUUGACUCGGCCAACCUGUCUUCAGCACUGUACCACAUGACCAUGGCCAAGAGGCUCAUGGUUGAGAAAACCAAGUCUGAACUUGAAAAUCAUGAAGUACCUACCAUGUCGGGCGACGCUACAACAACCGUGACGACUACGCCUGUAGUAUGCAUGGCCACGACAUCUGGUAUAUCAAUAACCAGCUGCAGUGCUGGCUGCACUGAGGCUCCCCGGUGCAUGGUCUGGUCGGAACGAGAGGCUUGCGAACGUCAGGUCACGCAGAUUGCGACAUCUGCUUGUGGUGCUACCGCUGUUGUUAAUGUUUUUAUUGCAUUGGGAGUACCUGUCAACUUAGACAGAAUUAAUUCUGCUGUUAAUACGAGACAAAGGGCGAAUAGUGCUCCUCUGCCAAGGUACAUCUUGUCGCGAGCAGUUGCUGGAUGCACAGCUACAGACCUAAUCAACGGCAUUCAAAUGGCGUCAGACGGUCUUGUCACCGCCCGAUUUUUCCCCACAUACCCAGAACGGGCUGUUUCCCUGUCCCAUUGGCUUGCAGAUUGGAUUUCUUUAGGUGCCGUACCUAUCCUAACUUUGAACCUACAAGCUGGCUGCGAAGGUGAGAUUCCAGACGCGUGGCACCAUCAAAUGGUAUUCGGAGUAUCUUCGCGAGGAGUAUACCUUUGUAACCCAGUAGAGUGCGUGAGAGAAACAGCACUAUGGCCGCGUCUGACUUCACCGUCAGUGUUGUUAGUGAGGACAAGAGAUGUGCUAGCGAGGUUUACCAGUACCACGGACUUGAGGCCAUUGAUGGCUGUUCCGGAUAGGCGAUUUCAUACUUUUAAUGUGCUUGGCCAAGUUAUAAACGUAAUCCGAGAAUGGCGAGCUACGCGGUGGACAGAGCACGGAACCCGUACCCGCCACAUCAGAGUGCCUGCUUCGUACCAAGCGGGCAUAACCAUAGCAGCACUCACUGGCUCCGAAGCCCACAGGCGACUUAUGCAUGCACCACAACUUCCCAUACUAGGUCCACAGACGGACGAAGAAAGGAAACGAGACAGAGUUUAAAAAAUUUCAUUGGUAAGAGAGAAAUAGUUAUAUAGUUUGGGUUACUACUUUUAUCACCAUUAAAAUGUAAGAUAACUGUCCAUUCACAUUAUAAAUGCAGGAUGUGAUUGUUAUAAAGCAUUGAAUUUUGAUUAGUUUGAAUAAACCAUUACUCAUUGAAACAAUAUGCAGAAAUGUACUACGCGGGCAUUACAUUAAUGUCAACUAAAUUCUAAUAUUUCCGAUCACAGAAGAAACUCGGUAAUAGGUAAAAAUGUACACACAGAAGGUCAAGCACCCGGGUUUUAACCCGCUGCUUUGAUAACGCCGUGUUUAAACCCAUUAACACACUUUGUACUUUGGACUGUUCUUAUCGUAAGCGGCAUAGAGUUGGAUUUAAGCCUUAAGUGUCAAGCUUGACGUGCUCUUGACCCUGUAC